Messenger RNA from Paraphaeosphaeria sporulosa, 2416 nucleotides. RefSeq lists its product as uncharacterized. Lineage: Eukaryota; Fungi; Ascomycota; Dothideomycetes; Pleosporales; Didymosphaeriaceae. The transcript has a single exon. Gene Ontology annotation, molecular function: ATP binding; protein serine/threonine kinase activity. The record is from RefSeq and is a predicted model, not a curated record. Gene Ontology annotation, biological process: protein phosphorylation. The coding region runs from base 423 to 2189 and encodes 588 amino acids.
CAAACGAGGAACUCAGCAACACCACAGACCCCGAGAACACCACAGCCAGGACAGCUACCUGGCAUUAUUCACAGACACCACCACCAACGAAGCUGCCAUCUAUGGGCUCUGCCAUCAACAACGCGACCGCUUUUCUUAUUCCCCGCGACUGCACCGUGGCUGCAACCGCGACCCCGAACUCUGUGCACCCCUUUGGACUGUCUCCAACCCACGCGAGCUUGGCCGACCUCCUGGGGCAACUACUGGCCGAAGGUCCGCCUUGACUAAACUGGGCGGACGGUAAACCAGACUGAAGAGCUACCUGUGGGAACUUGCAGGUGCGCGCAUUCUCGCCAUUGCCGAGGAACAGCGUCUGCUGACGCGCACGAACAGACGCAAGCCCAAAAUUGUUUGCACUCGUACGGGCCAAUUAAAGCAGUCAAAUGGCGCUGUUCACCUUCGACGAUGAGAUCCACCUAGCAGCAAGCGCGAAAAGUGACUCGCUUGCACCGCCCAAGGAACAAGCGCACCUCCCAGACAUCGACGAGCGCAUGGAGGUCGACGUCCCCGCCGCGCACACCCAUGUGGGCACGCCGCCUAUCGCGAUCGCCUCCCCGAUCCCGCGGCGGCUUGUGCCGACAAACGCUGAAGCGAAGCAGCCAGCGCAUACCGACAAGCUGGACUUUGAUGCUGUCAUGAAGAAGGCGCAGAAGAACCGCAAAAAGAAGAAGAAGGGUUCCAAGGCUGCACCCGCAGGGACCACGGUGCGUGGUUUCGAGACGCCUGCUGCGUCCGGUGGAGAAGAGUCAGACUAUUCUAUUGCGACCACCCCUCGCUUUGGGCCGUCGUGGUCAACAUACCCUAGCGUUACCAGCAGUCCCGCUCUUCGACCAACUUCUGCCGCUGGCGUUAUCGGCAAUCUCAGGCAGCAGCUCGAGGCCUUGAACAUCGGUCCGCGCGUUGAUUCUCCCCAGAAGCAGUGUGGCUGUGGUCCUGGCCAACUCCGAUCUGGCCUUUCCAGCAACGCAAGUGUCUCCAACUUCAGCGACAGUGACCGCACCGAAAUGGAGAGCUACGAAGUCGACCUCAACGAGGACUUUGUUAGCCCCGAUGUCCACUCGAAGCCUUCAACCAUGGUCACAAGCACUGCUGCGCGCAAGAUGACAGCAGACGACUUUGACACGCUUACGUGCCUAGGCAAAGGCAGCUUUGGCACCGUUCUUCUCGUCAAGCAGCGUGAGACAGGUCGACUUUACGCUCAGAAGCAGUUCAAGAAGGCCUCCAUCACGGUUCGCAAGAAGCUCAUCGAACAAACGAAGACCGAGCGCUCUAUCCUCGAGAGUGUCAACCGCCAUCCAUUCAUUGUCAACUUGUACUAUGCAUUCCAGGACCACGAGAAGCUCUACCUGAUCCUCGAGUAUGCGCAGGGUGGAGAGCUCUUCCAUCACCUUGCGCAGGAGCGCAUGUUCAACGAGGACACUGCAGCCUUCUACAUGGGCGAGAUGGUUCUUGCUCUUGACUAUCUCCAUCGCACCGUCGGCAUUGUCUAUCGCGACUUGAAGCCUGAAAACUGCCUUCUUGACGCUGAAGGCCACCUGCUUCUUACCGACUUUGGGCUCAGCAAAGUUGCCGUGGAUGAUCAAACCUGCAACUCCAUUGCUGGAACUAUCGACUUCAUGGCUCCUGAGGUCAUCCAAGGCCUCGAUUAUGGUAUGGCUGUAGACUGGUGGUCUCUGGGUGCUCUUGGCUACGACUUGCUCACUGGUUCGCCUCCCUUCGACGGCAACAAUCAUGCCAAGAUCCAACAGAAUAUUCUGCAUAAGAAGCUCACGAUGCCUUACUACCUCUCACAAGAUGCUAAGGAUCUACUGACCCGCUUCCUGCGAAAGGAGCCCAAGAAGCGUCUCGGCUACAACAUGCCCAAGGAUAUGAACACCAUCCGCGCCCACCGCUUCUUCCGCAAGCUCGAUUGGAAGAAGCUUCAGGCCAGGGAGCUGGAGCCACCUAUUAUUCCCCUCAUCACGGACCCGGAGUUGGCGGAGAACUUUAGCGAUGAGUUUACAACCCAGGCGCUGUCGACCGUUGUGAGCCGGAAGAGUGGUUAUGAUGCAUUGGAAGACGAGUAUGCGGCUCUGGAGAAGGACCCUUUCGGCGGGUUCAGCUUCGUGGCCAGCCAGAGUCUGUUGGAUGAGCCUGUUCUUGGAUACUAAGAUUCGGUGAGGUCUCGGUCUAGAAGUGGCGCUUCUUGUUUGUUUGUUUCUUCUCUGCCUUCAUCUGUUCAUUCAUUUCGGUUAUGAGAGUGGUUUACGUGCGGAUCCUGUGUGCAAGACAGGGCAAUUGGUACGCGUCUGCCGUGCUUCCUGGAUGCCACAGUGGAUGCGUUAGGGGCGUUUCAGAGUACAUGCUUCCGUUAUAGUAAUUACAUCUUCCUUCUGCA